AUGGAACGUCCAAACGCCGGACCAGACCAAAUCGGUGACGGGUCACAACACUACAGUCUUGAGCCACACACAGAAGAGCGGACCACGCAGUCGACAAACGCUAACCUCUUCGAUGCUAACGAUCACGAGAUCUUUAUCAACGCCUACACUUCCAUGCCUAACCAGCAACUGGGGAACGGAUGGAGCCUCCCUCAAAACAUGUACCAGCACCAACCACGCUACAUGGCCGGUCCUUCCAAUGCGCCACCCACACCCUCGUUGCCUGUCGAACAACCCUUCUACAACCAAUGUAUCAACGGCCCUCCAGCUCCGGAUACAACGCCGUACAUCUUUCUCCCGCUUACUCCAAACGCCAACCCUAGUCCACGUUCAACACCUUGUCAAGUUGCGCAGAACCCACAGCUCAAUCUAAACCCGGCAUUGCAACAUCCAUCCUACGUAUAUGCCACCGCUAUCCAGCCAGCAACGUCAAAUGCAGGCUACUCAAGUCUCGGUGACCAUGGAUCACCAAGCGGCUUCUAUCACCACGUUUCUCAGCCAAAUCAUCUGCAGGCACAGAGCGGCUUUUAUCAUGGUGUUGCUCAGCCAGGUCAUCUGCCAGCACAGAGUGACUUUCCUCAUGGUGUGACUCAACCAACUGAUGUGCAAGCACAGAACAAUGUCUAUCAAGACGCUGCUCAGCCAAGUGCUCGGCGAGCACGAAAGCGUCGCCGACCUCGAUCGCAGGAGCGUGGAACCGCCUCUCGUGGGAACCAGUACCCACGGCCUAACGCAGCCCAGGUCGAGGGCAGAGUGAAUGAUAGCAAGCGUCCACGAACUGGUCAGAGCCAGGCCAUUCCUAUCUGUGAUCAGACCAGCCGCGAUCCGACAAACGCAGGUGUGCCUGUGAGAUUCCAAAAGUUUGAGGGUAAAAUCAAGGAAACAUUGUCGAAGCCCAACAAGCCUCCGGUCAGCCGAGAAAAGAAGUCCCGCAUCAACGCACCAGAGGACUACGAUGACCCCCAGCAGAUCCAUGACUGCGAAUCCAAGAAGCUAGCAGUACCUGGAGGGUUGAAGUAUUCGGGCCCAGGAGAGGCUUUCGCCAAGUUCCGAGAAUGCAAGGCCUUGCUCCAUAAGAAGGCCGAGAAGUGCACUUAUCCAUACAACGAUGAGACGUUCCCACGCAAUGAUCCGGAGUGGUGUUUCUAUGCCAUGUUGCUCUACGACGCCAUGGCCAACUGGGAGUCGUACCAGGAAUGGAUGAAAUGCUUGCCCAAGGACCUUUGCAACAAAAAGCAGCAAGACCUCAUUAAAAAGUGCAGAGAGCGCAUGGAGCGACGUGUUGAGAUCUUGCAGGCCCGAGAGUCCAACAAUGCAUCUGACGAGGCUGACGACGAAGAAGUCAAUCGGCCACUCCUCGAGCUAGCCGAUCUGCUGCCUACCCCUGAGGAGGCCAAGCAUCUGCCAUCUCUUGUGGAGCAACAUGAAAAGGUCCUAGGGAAGAACAGCGUUUUGAACCAGGAGGCAGCUACCGGAGAAUCUUGGCGGCUUCUCUAUUAUGCCUGGGAGGCUCAACAAGGUCGCACGGGUGCGCGUCCGGGGACCGGGAAGGAUGGCACCUGGGAGUCGUAUCCAAGCUUCUUGGAUCGCCUCCUAGCUUUAGUUAACGUUGUUAGAACGACCAAACAGGUCGUUAAAGACCUUCUGACUCUAGGGGAUGGGUCGGCCCAACACCUUGCAAACAACCCCUAUGCGGCACAGGCCGGCAAGGGUGAAAACUUGAAGAAUAACGUGGGGAAGAAAUUCCCUAAGCCGAAGAAGAAGGCGGAGGCCACCGAGGAGGCCGAGGGGCCGGGCAAGAAGGCGAAGGCGCCCAAGUCCAAAAGCUCAACUUCCAACUCUCAACAUCAAGGGGAAGCCGGAGAAAUCGGCCUCCCGAUUGUGGACGCUGACGACUCUCGUGUGGACCCAAGUCUAGAGAAUGAGGGUGAGCCCAGCCGCGCUCUGCUGACUGCGGGUGAUCAUACCCAAUUGGAGGCUCAUCCCGAAGACAGCGCGGAGGCUGCAGUUCUGGAACACUUGAGAUGGCUGUGA
Molecule: messenger RNA, 2073 nt
Organism: Clonostachys byssicola
Lineage: Eukaryota; Fungi; Ascomycota; Sordariomycetes; Hypocreales; Bionectriaceae
Source: the annotation of a GenBank genome assembly